AUGGUGGUUUACAUAUUCUGGCCAAAGCAUUUGAAGAGCAAGGAGCUCCAUCUUAACGAUGACAAUAUGUGUGCCAUCUCUAUUUGUCUUCAAAGCACUGACCAUAUUGUGUUGGAUAUAGUACCCAGACGGUUGCUCGAAAAAGAAGCACUUAGUGCUCCAUAUUCAAUUAUCGGUACUAAGAAUUCAGGGGAGGCAAAUUGGAAAUUUGGUGAGGCAAACGACUAUUGCACGAUCGAAUUUUACGUACCGAACUUGAAGGUUCUACAGUUCUUUUCUUUGGAACCAAUACCUUUGACACAGCUUGGAAACGCUGCCAAUACGACAGUUAAAAAAGCAGAUUAUAAAAACUUCGAAAAAUUAUGCAACCAUCCAAGAUAUCAAUCUCAUGAUGACAGACUGAGACGAAAUUUAAGCCUUCUUAAUUUAUUCGAUUCGCAUCACGAAUCAUUUGUGAAACGAUAUCAUAGCCUACAUAUUAAGUCAGUUAAUGUCAGUGCCAGAUUGGGAACGAUGAUGAGGAAGAAAUGUAGAAGUUCAUCUCUGCGAAAUAUAGUAUCCACCUUCACUGUACAUUUAGUUGUUAAUAUGGUCAAAGUUGCAUAUUCAGUUUCCUCCUUCCUAAAUUGGCGGUAUACACAGCUGGUCAACAUAUCUGUUUUAGCGCAGCAGAUAGAUCUAAGGGCGCAGCAGAUAUGCUAUUUUCCAGUCCAGUAUUUGUUAAUAAACGAACACCAUUCAAUAGGAAAGACGCCACCGAAGAUUGAAUUUUCAUCAGAGGACUCGAGUCAAUGGAAAGAGGAACUACCCUGCAAAUAUUACCCAGACUACAUCAGAUUUUAUAAUACCGUCUGGCUUAUUCUCAAUGAUAUUUCCUUUGGAAUGAUAGUUGGGUCCUUGGUAUACGACCAUGCUGAUCAGAUUUCCAUGCACUUGCAUAGGGCAAUAGGUUUUUCGCUGUACCACUUCCCAAAAGCGAUAACUAUAUCUCUAUCGAAUAAUCCAUUGGGCAUAAAAUUGAAUCAUGAAUUAGCAAAAUUCUUCAGUGAAUUGUUCCUAUGGGUUAUUGAAUUUUCCAAUGUACUAUUUGUUGGUCCAAUGAUUGAGAUUAACAAUCUGAAAUGUUUCCUCAGAGUUGUUUCACAACUGGGUUGCGUAUUCGGUGGAACGUUUGCAUUAUCAAUAAUUGUUGAUUAUUUCGCCAUUCUUACUUUUCAUAUUUACACGUUUCAUCGCAUUAGCAGCAAGCUAUAUCAUUGGCAAUUGGUAAUAUUACUAAGUUUAUUUCAUUUAUUUCGCGGUAAAAAAAACAAUAUUUUACGUAACAGAAUUGAUCAUAAUUACUUCAAACUAGAUCAGUUACUGCUGGGUACAAUUUUUUUCAUUAUUCUAGUAUUUUUACUGCCAACCGUACUGAUGUUUUACCUAUUUUUCACAACUUUAAGAAUGGUGACAAUCGAUGUGGAAAUUUUCCUGGAAUCUAUAAUUGCAUUAUUAAAUCAUUUCCCAUUGUUUGCGUUGUUACUGCGAUUGAAGGAUCCGAAAAGAAUACCCGGUGGUAUCACUAUGAAUGAGUUGGGACCCGGCAGGCUUGAUUUGAAAAGCAAGCCAAUUAAAAUAUCAGAAAUGUUCAAACCAUUUGUGUUGCUGAUGGAACAAAUGAAGGAUAUCUACUUUUCUUCGAAGACAUCAAGACAAAUAUUCCUAGGUCUUCCCUUUGUUACGCAUAGAAGAAAGUUAUAUCAAAUACUGUACUCCUCACUACCGUCUACACCUAUCGACAUAAGAACCUUCCGGAACAAGCUAUCGCCUCAUAUAAAGAAGAAAGAUUGA
Messenger RNA from Zygotorulaspora mrakii, 1833 nucleotides. It is a transcript of the gene GPI1, whose product is annotated as phosphatidylinositol N-acetylglucosaminyltransferase. NCBI's taxonomy places the organism in Eukaryota, Fungi, Ascomycota, Saccharomycetes, Saccharomycetales, Saccharomycetaceae. The record is from RefSeq and is a predicted model, not a curated record. Gene Ontology annotation, biological process: GPI anchor biosynthetic process. The coding region runs from base 1 to 1833 and encodes 610 amino acids. Gene Ontology annotation, cellular component: membrane; endoplasmic reticulum. The transcript has a single exon.